CAUUUUUAUGGAAUUCUUUAGUAUAAAAAUGAGCAAGAGUUGAGAGUUGAGUGUUGAGUGUUGAAUAUUGACUAAAGAGUAACGUGUUUUCUUCCGGGUUUGCAGAACUUGCACUGCAUUGGUUGUGUCUGAUUUUCACAGAAAGCGAGCAUUUUUCAACCUCCAUCAACAAUGGAAGGUGGUCAACAGAGUGCAGACAAGACGGAGUUCACAGAAUGCUGGCGGAGAUCCAUUCAAUCACCAUAUAUUAUGCGCCUCGCUCUUUCUGCUGGCAUUGGAGGCCUUCUCUUCGGUUAUGAUACAGGUGUAAUUUCUGGCGCUUUGUUGUAUAUCCGUGAUGAUUUUGAACAAGUUGAUAAGAAAACAUGGCUCCAGGAAACUAUUGUGAGCAUGGCUGUUGCAGGAGCUAUAAUUGGUGCAGCAUUUGGGGGGUGGAUGAAUGACAAGCUAGGCAGAAGGAAGACACUUUUAAUGGCUGAUGUCGUGUUCUUUCUUGGUGCAAUAGUUAUGGCUGCAGCUCCAGCUCCAUGGGUUAUCUUAAUUGGGAGGAUUUUGGUUGGUUUGGGAGUUGGCAUGGCAUCCAUGACAGCUCCUCUGUACAUAUCUGAGGCCUCCCCUGCUAAGAUCAGAGGAGCAUUAGUCAGCAUCAAUUCUUUCUUAGUCACUGGUGGCCAAUUCCUCUCUUACCUUAUCAACUUGGCAUUUACCAGGGCUCCUGGAACAUGGCGUUGGAUGCUCGGUGUAGCAGGCGUUCCUGCUUUGGUUCAGUUCAUAUUGAUGUUAUCCCUCCCUGAGUCACCUAGAUGGCUGUAUAGGCAGAGUCAGGAAGACAAGGCAAAGCAGAUUCUGUCGAAGAUUCUUCUCCCCAACGAAGUCGAAGAGGAGAUCAAGUUGAUGCAUGAAUCCAUUGAAACAGAGAAGGCAGAGGAAGGCUUGAUUGGGCAAAACCUAGGACAGAAACUCAAGGGUGCAUUGGCUAAUGAAGUUAUCCGAAGAGCACUCUACGCAGGCAUCAUAGUGCAAGUUACUCAGCAGUUUGUUGGCAUUAACACUGUCAUGUAUUACAGCCCUACCAUUGUUCAAUUCGCUGGAAUAGCCUCGAAUUCUACGGCUCUUGCGCUUUCUCUGGUUACUUCUGGUCUGAAUGCGUUCGGCUCCAUCUUGAGUAUGCUCUUCGUUGAUAGAUUCGGAAGGAGAAAGUUGAUGCUAGUCUCCAUGAUUGGCAUUAUAGUUUGCCUCGUAGCGUUGAGUGUUAUAUUCAACCUCGCAGCUCACCACUCUCCUACCAUUAGUAACAAGGAUACCCUCAGCUUCGGUGCAAACUCUACAUGCCAGGCUUACACAAAGACUCCGAAUUUCUCCUCAUGGAACUGCAUGCAGUGUUUGCAAGCAGAAUGUGCAUUUUGUAGCAGCAGUAGUGGUGAAUUUCAUCCUGGAGCAUGCUUGGCAUCGUCAAAGAGUGUCAGGGGCGUGUGCCAUGACCAUCAUCGAGUAUGGUUUUCACAGGGAUGUCCAAGCAGAAUCGGGAUCCUUGCAGUCGGACUCCUCGGAUUGUACAUAUUGGCAUACUCACCAGGAAUGGGAACGGUGCCUUGGGUCCUGAACUCGGAGAUAUACCCAUUGAGAUUCAGAGGUCUGGGUGGAGGCAUAGCUGCAGUUUUCAACUGGUGCUCUAAUCUCAUUGUGAGUGAGUCAUUCUUGAGCAUGACAAAGGCAUUAGGCUCCUCUGGCACAUUCCUCCUCUUUGCUGGAUUCUCUUUUCUUGGGCUUUUGGCUAUCUAUAUGUUAGUCCCUGAGACCAAAGGGCUUCAGUUUGAGGAGGUUGAGAAGUUGCUUCAGAAAGGGUUCAGACCUUUCCCAUUUGACAAGAAAAAAGAGGAUAUCAAGGAGAAAGAGGAUAACAAGGAGAAAGAGCUAAAACAGCAAGGAGUAGUUUGAUGCUAAUAGCCACUUGUCUCCUUUGCUAAACAACAAAGAUAAUUGGUUGGCUUUCUUUAUCUUUGUGGAUGAAUUAGUUGGAGGUGAAAAAGCUGUUUAUAAAUGUCGUUGGGGAAUUAUCAAGUAUCCGUAAAUAAGAGGCUUAAUUUUCCCGCAAGGUCAUGGUUUAGACCUUAAUAUAAUACUUCUGUUGAAGAAAACUAUUAUUAUAAGUGUGUGGUGUGUGAACAAUUUUAAGUGGACAAGAAACCAAGUAUAGUUUGUGAAUAAUAUUAUGAACAAUUUCAGUUUUUUUUUU
Arachis stenosperma is the source of this 2236-nucleotide messenger RNA. Its product is annotated as inositol transporter 4. Gene Ontology annotation, biological process: transmembrane transport. Bases 172 to 1938 code for a protein of 588 amino acids. Gene Ontology annotation, molecular function: myo-inositol:proton symporter activity. The record is from RefSeq and is a predicted model, not a curated record. The transcript has 6 exons. Gene Ontology annotation, cellular component: membrane. Lineage: Eukaryota; Viridiplantae; Streptophyta; Magnoliopsida; Fabales; Fabaceae.